Molecule: messenger RNA, 413 nt
Organism: Paramecium primaurelia
Lineage: Eukaryota; Ciliophora; Oligohymenophorea; Peniculida; Parameciidae
Source: the annotation of a GenBank genome assembly
AUGAAUUCCUUAAGAAGAGGCGUAUCAGGGCUAAUUAUUAAGGAUUAAAGUCUUUUAUUAAUAAAAAGAGAGAAGGCACCUUACAAAAAUAGAUGGACCUUGCCUGGAGGAAAAAUUGAAAUAAAUGAAUCAAUAGAUGAUGCAAUUAAAAGAGAAAUCUUAGAAGAAGUUGGAUUGAUAGUUAAUGUUUAUUAACCAGUAGUAAUUUAAAUAAUCAAGAAAUAUGUAAAACUCUAAAUUUUAUAGAGAAUUAUGUACUAUAUACAAAAGUUUGCUAUAUUGUUAAAGAAGAAAUUCCAUAGGAAGAAAUUGAAUUUCAAUAUUUUCAGAUUCGGGACUUUUUUUUAAUGGAAAAACGAAAAUUUACUCCUGACUUACAAAUUAUAAGCAAGACUUUACUUGAAUCAAUAUGA